UAUUAUUAUUAGUACCGGUUUGUCGUGCGCUUAUGUGUACGCAACUCGCGAUGGUAAUAAUAAUCAUAUUAUAAUACUAAUCAUUAUCUACCAUUGACUCAUACACGAUUCCGAGGAUACUAGGAAAAAAAAAUAUAUUAUCGCUGACUAUGCUUGCGUGGUUAGCGGCGGCGGCGGUCACCCGUAUUUUAAAAUAAUAAUAUAUAUAAUACGCGUAUCUGCGGCACAAGACGACAAACGAUCGCGAAUCGUGUCGUCGUGACGUAAAUCCGUUUGCCGGUGAGUCACGCGGCGGCGGCUGUCCGGAUUUACUGGGCGCGUCAUCGGCGGCGGACCAAGUGGUUUUGCGGGUACCGUUGAAACAGUGGGUAGUGGUGGUAGCGGAUAGUGGCCGUCGAGCGUACGCAAAGUUCCAUUCACCAUUACCACUACCACUAUGCCCUCCACACCCGCCCAUGGAACGCCGCCGUCGCGCAAGCCCGCUUUACGGUUUUCCCACUCCGUCCUAAGUAUCUCGUAUUGUUUGCACCCGUCGCCCACUGCGCCACAACAAUAUACUACGCGAGACAUUUUUUAGUCAUUCAGUGUACUCUUGAAGUCUCGACUCGACAGUCGAUUGCCGUAGCAUCAUCCGCCUUCCGCGUCGACACUACACCGGUGUGCUAUCGUAUCGCGGUCUCCGUCCGUUCGAUUUCGCGCAGUUUUUCGAUUUUCCCGCCUAAUACGACGGCGUGCAUUCCUAUUAACCGUACCGUAUACAAAAUCAAUCGAUAAAACCGAACACGAAUUUUUCCGAUCCCUUUUUAAAAUAUUAUGCUUCAACCCGCACAAAUGGUACCUUCGUCCGAUAUCUACAACGAUUUGAGCGAGUCCGUUUGCCGCGAUUGUCUGGACCCUGUUGGCGCGUGUACUUGUAGCUGGCAAAUCAUGCAGUUGGACGCCAGCUACAGCAUUUACACCACGUUAAACGAUGAUAUGACCAAACGACCGUCCUCCACAACGUCUUCGUUCCUUAGUGACAUGCAUAAGUUAGAUGGUCUCAAUUGUGGUGGUAUACCUACACGUACAACACCAACUUUAACACCAACUACACUUCGUACCAUAGCUGCUGACAUAGCUAAUUUGUCACCUGGUUCAUCUGAAAAUUUUGCAGCUGCAGCUUCCGACCUGCAUCACCUUGUGUCGUCUUCGUGUUCUACCAUGAGCACAUCAACUUCAGGGGCUUCUGAUCGUACCGAUUUACAAGAACGUGUUAAUAUACACAAUCUAAGCAAUCAAACAAUAAGUCUUCAAAGCAUAAAUAAUCAACAAAUUAGUCUCAAUAAUUUACAAAACCACCAAAAUGUAAAUCAAAACACUUUAAACCAACAGCAGCGUAAUGAUUAUAAUAAUUCUUUUUCAACGGCUGCAUCAAGGCAGGCUGGUUUUGUACCACCACUAGUAUUGCAAAUCAAUUCCAGUAACCCUAUUGCUCAACAAUCGUCAGGUACAACAAUCUUAUUAAACAACAACACCAGUUCUGGUUCAAGCUCUAUAUUUAGUGCAAAAGGUUCAUCUACUUCAGCAUCAUCUUCACACUGGCAAGGAGUAGUAGUUACCCAAAGACCUCAAAAUAGAGCACGAAGUAUAACGAGACGACAGUUCACUGAUGAUGAAGAUGGUGAUGAUGAUUAUGAUUCUGCAGCUGAUGAUGGAACAGACAGUAGCGAUACAACUUCUAGUAAAAUAACACGCAAAUCAAAUACUAAAAAUAACAAAUCAAGUUCAAAAAAUGGAAAUAAAAAUGAAUUCAAGAAUAGUUCAGGUGGUGGUCGUCGAACUAAUAAUAAAGACAACAAAAUGAUGUCAGCUGAAGAAGAACAACGUAGACAAGUCCGAAGAGAACGUAAUAAGCUGGCGGCAGCUCGUUGUCGUAAACGCAGGAUGGACCAUACAAAUGAACUUUUAGAGGAAACUGGGCAGUUAGAAGAUAAGAGGUUGAGGUUACAAGUGGAAAUCCAAGGCCUUCGUCAACAAAAAACUGACCUACAACAGAUGUUAGCUCAACAUAAAUGUGCUGUAAAUAUGAACAAUGUGCAGUUAUCAAAUUCCGUUGCUACUGUAAAUCAUGCCACUACAAUAUUAGAUUCAAAUGAAAUUUCUGAAACAAAACCUAUUGUAUUAAGUAAUCAUUUAUCAUCAAUUAAGGGAAAUCCUUUACAACAAAACAUUAGUACAAACAUAGUGAUCAAUGAUAAUGAUAGUAAUAAUGUUGAUGAUAUUAUAAUAAAACAUGAAGAUAAUUCUAUAAUACAAACCGAUAUUGAUAACAAGGAUUCCAUAAAUAUUAUUCCUACUUCUGUUAUGCAACAGCCUCAUAGAAGACGGCCCACUACACUAUUGCAACUUAAUAAUGGUAAUUUUGGUAAUAAUAAAAAAAUAUCUGGAAAUGGCUCUACGGGUGUAGUAGUUUUGAAUUUUGAUUCGCUCAUGGACGGUGGAACAGGAUUAACACCUGUAUCAUCUAGUGGUGGAAGUGUACAAAAUCAUCAUCAACAAGUUCAACAUAGUAGCACAGGAAAUGGUGGUGUAAAUACUGAAAAUAACAGUGUUUUAUCAUAAACGAAGUCACCAUUAGUCAAUAUGAUUAGUCAACUAGAAUUAAUCAGUUAACAAAGUAUCACCAGAGUUGGGCAGAGCAAUAAUUUUUAAAAAUAAUAUUUUUUUUAAAAAUGCAAUUUUUUAACUAAGGUAUGGUUUAAGGGUGUUUUUUUAAUGCAAUAAAGUCAUGAUCAUAAUUUAUCUAGUCAAAUAUAUUUAUUGUAGCCAUGAUAAUUUAUAAACUAUAUAAAAAUAAUUAUUAUUUAUGUUUCUGUUAAAAUAAGCAUUUAUUAAGCAUUGGAACUACCAUAAUUUGAAUAUUGAAUAAUCUAACAUAAUAUGAGAUUUAUUUUUCUCUAUAUUCUUAUGGAAAAUUCUUGAUAACUUAAACUCUAUUUUUAUUUUCCUCAGAUUUUUAUGCAUGUUAAAUGAAUGAUGAAUAUUAUUCCAAUGUAACACUGGCUCAAGUGAAUCUUGAUUUUGUUGUCUAUUAAUAUGCUCUUAUUCUUUUUUAUAUAAAUCAAAAUUUAAAAAUUCAUUAUACCUAUAUUAAUUGAGUAAGACAUUCUAUAAAUAAUAGUUAUGACAUUUUAUAAUCACAUCUACCCAACUCGUGAGUACUAAUGUUUAUUUUUAUUUGAUAAGAGUUAAUUUAAUUUAUAUUAUGAAUAUUUUAUAAAGUAUAUUUAUUAAGUACAUAUAUUUAUUUUAGAAAAUCAAGUUUUAUUUCAUUUUAUAUGUUAUGUACUUCUGUAUAUUAAAAUAUUUGCUAGUUAAUUUAAAGCAUGUCCAAAGAAGGAAACUUCA
Molecule: messenger RNA, 3387 nt
Organism: Metopolophium dirhodum (rose-grain aphid)
Lineage: Eukaryota; Metazoa; Arthropoda; Insecta; Hemiptera; Aphididae
Gene: kay
Product: transcription factor kayak
Exons: 5
Coding region: 814-2601 (595 amino acids)
Biological process (GO): regulation of transcription by RNA polymerase II
Cellular component (GO): nucleus
Molecular function (GO): DNA-binding transcription factor activity, RNA polymerase II-specific; RNA polymerase II cis-regulatory region sequence-specific DNA binding
Source: RefSeq, a predicted model, not a curated record